AUUUUCUCCUGUCCUGCACAAGUCGUAUAGUUGAGUUGGGGACUCAGAUUGGGAUCAGCUGUACACAAUGGCAGACACUUCGGAGAAAGUUCCUAUAGCCCUAGCAGGACCUGAGGAUGUGGAGCAGUGCCUUCCUCCAGCUUAUACAGCAAUCACAGUGAAGCCAUCCAACAGUGGUCGCCUUCUCCGGAUCGGGGCGGUGGUGCUCAUCUCGGGGGCUCUUCUGCUUCUCUUCGGAGCAAUCGGUGCAUUCUAUUUCUGGAAAGUAAAUGAUAAACAUGUUUAUAAUGUCCACUACACUAUGAGCAUUAAUGGCAAGAUACAAGAAGGAUCGAUGGAAAUUGAUGCUGGGAGCAAUCUAGAAACAUUCAAGACUGGAACUGGUAAUGAUGAGGCUGUAGAGGUGCAUGAUUUCCAGAUUGGCAUUACCGGAAUUCGUUUUGCUGGAGGAGAGAAGUGUUACAUUAAAGCCCAGGCUAAAGCUCAUAUUUCAGAUGUUGACAGCGUGACAAAGGAAAGCCUUUCGUUUGAGCUGGAAGAUGAAGUCAUGCCAGCUAAGUUUGAUGAGAAUUCUCUUAUCUGGGUGGCUGCAGACCAGCCUGUAAAAGAUAACAGCUUCCUGAGCGCAAAGAUCCUGGAACUAUGUGCAGAUCUUCCAAUCUUCUGGCUCCGACCAACAUAUCCCAAAGAAAGCCACCGAGGCAAAAGGGAUGUUCGGAGGAAAGGCAGACAAGCUCAGAACUUAAACCUGGACCAGUUUGAGGCUGCAGCAGAAGAAGUCAACACCAGACGCCAAGGAAACCGACGUGCCCAACAAGCCAAUGAAACACGACCAUCCUCCGAGAGAGUGACAGACUUCAACCCAGAGAACCCAUACCACCUGGAAGGAGAGGGCGGUAUGACUUUUGACCCAAUGCUGGACCACCAAGGCAUCUGUUGCAUUGAAUGCAGAAGAAGCUACACCCAUUGUCAACGAAUCUGUGAGCCUUUUGGUGGCUAUUACCCAUUUCCAUAUAACUACCAGGGGUGCCGUUCUGCAUGCAGAGUUGUCAUGCCCUGCAGCUGGUGGGUUGCACGCAUCCUUGGAGUCGUGUAAUACGUCUGGCUUGGAAUUGAAGAGACACAGGAAAUUCUUUGGUUUUGUAACAAAAUAAAAACAAGUGCCUAAAAAGCUGAUUGAUACUCUGUUGUAAAUAAAGACCUAAGUUAAUACCAGAUGUCCACAGUCAUUGAGUGGAAUGUGUAGGUCUCAUAGAUACUCUAUGUGUAUGAUAUGUGCAAUAGCCUUCUUUCAUGGAGCCGUUCAAACAUUUUAUAGAUUCUGAUUUAAUUUUUAUGUAGAAAGCUGUCCUGCCGUGAGACAUGUUUGCUGACAUAAUUUAGAAACGCUCAUUUUUAAAGGUUAACUUGACUGGAUUGCAGUGUUCCACAUUUCUGUAGCGUGAUGUAAAUAAAUCUCAAGUG
Molecule: messenger RNA, 1464 nt
Organism: Bufo gargarizans (Asiatic toad)
Lineage: Eukaryota; Metazoa; Chordata; Amphibia; Anura; Bufonidae
Gene: CNMD
Product: chondromodulin
Exons: 7
Coding region: 68-1096 (342 amino acids)
Biological process (GO): negative regulation of endothelial cell proliferation; negative regulation of angiogenesis
Source: RefSeq, a predicted model, not a curated record